UUGGCUGGGAGGGACAUGGCCUGGUGGCCGAUUGGAUCGUCUCUCUUUGCCAGUUCAGAGGGCUCAGGUCUGUUCAUCGGUCUGGCGGGGACGGGAGCUGCCGGAGGCAUCGCUGUCACCGGCUUUGAAUGGAAUGCCACCUAUGUGUUGCUGGCUCUAGCCUGGGUAUUUGUGCCUGUCUACAUCUCCUCAGGGAUCGUGACCAUGCCAGAGUAUCUGGGACGUCGCUUUGGAGGAGAGAGGAUCAGAACCUACCUGGCUGUCCUCUCGCUGAUGUUGUCCGUCUUCACAAAGAUUUCAACUGACCUGUACUCUGGAGCCUUGUUUGUUCAGGUGUGUCUUGGGUGGAACCUGUACCUGUCUACCGUCCUCAUGCUGGUGGUCACUGCGCUCUACACCAUUGCAGGUGGUCUCGCUGCUGUCAUUUACACAGACACCCUCCAGACGUUUAUCAUGCUCAUUGGUGCAAUUAUCCUAACAGUCACUGCUUUCAAUAAGAUUGGUGGCUACAGCCAGCUGGCCGAGCAGUACAGCAGAGCGAUACCAAGUAAAAUUAUUCCCAACAGUACCUGCCACCUGCCACGGCAGGACGCCAUGCACCUGUUCAGAGACGCCGUCACCGGAGACCUUCCCUGGCCCGGGAUGACUCUGGGGCUCACCAUACUGGCCACAUGGUACUGGUGUACCGACCAGGUUAUCGUACAAAGGUCCCUAUCGGCUAAGAACAUGAGUCAUGUGAAAGGAGCCUCCAUCUUUGCCGCCUAUCUAAAGAUGUUGCCCUUUAUCUUCAUCGUCCUCCCUGGCAUGAUCAGUCGAGCUCUCUACCCCGACUCUGUAGGCUGUGUGGAUCCAGAGGAGUGUGUGCGAGUGUGUGGAGCUGAGGUUGGAUGCUCCAACAUUGCUUUCCCCAAACUGGUCAUUGAACUCAUGCCAAGCGGCCUUCGGGGACUUAUGAUAGCUGUGAUGAUGGCCGCUCUGAUGUCUUCGCUGACGUCCAUCUUCAACAGCAGCUCCACGCUCUUUACCAUGGACAUCUGGAAGAAGCACCGGCCACGAGCCUCUGAGAGAGAGCUGCUGCUGGUUGGCAGGAUUGUGACCGUGAUUUUGGUGGUGGUGAGCGUGGUCUGGAUCCCCAUCCUCCAGUCAGCCAACAGCGGGCAGCUGUACGUUUACAUCCAGUCGGUGACGAGCUACCUCGCUCCACCCGUCACUGCUGUUUUCACUCUGGCCAUCUUCUGGAAGAGGACCAAUGAGCAGGGCGCCUUCUGGGGUCUGAUGGUGGGUUUGGUGGUCGGCGUGUGCAGGAUGGUGCUGGAGUUUGCCUUCCCUCCUUCCAGAUGUGGCGUUGAGGAUUCGGCACCUGCGGUGCUACGUGGUGUCCACUACCUCCACUUCGCCAUUCUGCUCUGUGGGCUCACGGCAAUUGUGGUUGCCGUUGUAUCACUGCUUACACCACCGCCCACUCACGAACAGGUGUGUAACCUAACCUGGUGGACAAUAACUGAAGAGCCAAAAAGAGACAUUCCUCUGCAAAAAGUGUCCUCCAUCAGCCACCGUAGCUCCCAGGACUCUGAACCAACACGGCGGGUGACGACAUGUGGUCAGAGGGCAGGACUGUGUAUCUCAGCAGUACGGCGAUCAGAGGAGACUCCAGCUCCCAGAGUCCCCAGCAUUCGAGAGAGCGUGUUGUGGUCGAGGUUCUGCUGUUUCAACGCUCUCCUGCUGGUCAGCAUUAACAUUUUUCUCUAUGCAUACUUUGCCUGAGGUGAGGUCAGAUUUAACAUCUGGCCUCAGCUGAACUGUAGUCCCUCCAACACGAGCUGGAAAGUGAUCCCUCUAGAUCCAAGAAUGUGAAGAAACAAACAGGUUUUUGCUCAGAUUUCACUCGAAUCAUUAAGACAUCGACUGACAGCGUAAAGCCGGUAGAUGCCGGUGGACAGCACAGCACACAUAUCUAUUAAAACAGUUAAAAUUAGAUAAUAAUCAUUAUAACAAUAAUGGGCCAAUGCCACGGAAAUAAAAUGUUGAAGUGUGUGGAUUAUAACAAACCAACAUAAAUAAAAGGACAUCAAAUAUCACCUUUAAUUUAAAGCUUCACAAUAUGCAGUGAGAGCACAUCAGUGUGGUUCAGGCUCUGCAUGUGACAUAAUAUUGUUGCCUAGAAACGACAUGCUCAGUGUUGAUUAUUUAGUUAUGUUUAGAGCUUUGUGUGAAUGUUUGCACUAAAUGUUCUUUUGAUUUCAAAUUUUAUUUACAUGAUUUAUGAAUUUUAAUCAGAACUUCUCACACAUGACCUAAAGCUGUUAUAUUGAAGUCUUUACCAACGGAAGCGAUGGAACAGUGAGUGCAGCUCCAAAUGCAUCCCAAUGAGAAACAAUGAGAAAUUUCAUGUUCAUUUUAUCAGUAGUAAUAUUUCCAUGUGGUCCUGUAAUCUUUUUUUCCAGGUGAUAUCAAAACUGAACUGAAUGAUGUGUGCAUAA
Molecule: messenger RNA, 2480 nt
Organism: Pundamilia nyererei
Lineage: Eukaryota; Metazoa; Chordata; Actinopteri; Cichliformes; Cichlidae
Gene: slc5a10
Product: solute carrier family 5 member 10
Exons: 14
Coding region: 16-1764 (582 amino acids)
Biological process (GO): transmembrane transport
Cellular component (GO): plasma membrane
Molecular function (GO): D-glucose:sodium symporter activity
Source: RefSeq, a predicted model, not a curated record